Molecule: messenger RNA, 572 nt
Organism: Lolium rigidum
Lineage: Eukaryota; Viridiplantae; Streptophyta; Magnoliopsida; Poales; Poaceae
Product: ethylene-responsive transcription factor 12-like
Exons: 1
Coding region: 48-572 (174 amino acids)
Biological process (GO): regulation of DNA-templated transcription
Molecular function (GO): DNA-binding transcription factor activity; DNA binding
Source: RefSeq, a predicted model, not a curated record
GACAAGCACCACGCGCGCCUCGCCGCACUACCACCGCCUGCUAGCCGAUGGAUCCGGCGCUGCGGGAAACGGCAAUCCUCGGCGGCAGCGGCGGAGGAGCCGCGGGAGGAGGAAGCGAGGCGCACUACCGCGGCGUGAGGAAGCGGCCGUGGGGCCGGUACGCGGCGGAGAUCCGCGACCCGUGGAAGAAGACGCGGGUCUGGCUCGGCACCUUCGACACCCCCGUCGAGGCCGCGCUCGCAUACGACCGCGCCGCUCGGACGCUCCGCGGCGCCAAGGCCAAGACCAACUUCCCCGACCAUUACCAGCAGCUGCACCACCGCCCGCCUCUGCAGCAGCAGCAGCGGCCUGCUCCGUUCGGCGGCGUCGACCUCAACUUCCCUUCGCCCUGGCAGUUCGUCUACUUCGCGCAGCCGGCCGCCGCGCCGGUGCCCUGCUCUCUUCCCCGGCCAGCAGCGUCUCCGCCCACGCCGUCGACGGCGCUCGAGCUCGGCAUGGGCGCCGGCCCAGGUAAAGGCGGCCUCCCGUUCGACCUCAACGAGCCGCCGCCGUCGCUGCUCUUCGGCUCCUGA